Prorocentrum cordatum is the source of this 1130-nucleotide messenger RNA. The record is from the annotation of a GenBank genome assembly. NCBI's taxonomy places the organism in Eukaryota, Dinophyceae, Prorocentrales, Prorocentraceae.
GAAGGCCGCCUACGACGACAUGCACAAGGACUAUUCGGAGUCCGUCUCCGCGCUCGAGCGCGCCAUUCAGGAGAGUGCUGAAGACGCAGGCGUACGACCGGAAGCAGGCCUCCUUCGUGCAGGUCGCCGCCCUGAGCAAGCUGAGGCUCAUCCCCGAGCGGGCCAAGAGGGCGCUUACCGCCUUCCUCCAGGAUGGACCCCGAGGCCGAUCCCCUGAGCGUCACUGCCCCGGAGGCGUUCGGCUACGAGUUCCAGUCGCACAGCAUCAUAUCCAUGCUGGAGAAGCUGCUCGACGAGUUCAUCGAAGAGCGCACCAAACUGGAGAAGGAGGAGAGCAACUCGGUGCACCAGUUCAAGAUGCUGAUUCAGGAUCUAACCAAGCAGACCGAACAGGCGAAGUUCGACUCCUCCCAGAAGUCCGAGCUCGUGGCGAAGAACAAGGAGGAGAAGGCGGGCGCCGAGGGCGAGCUCGCCGAGACCAAGGACCUGCGGGAUGCCGACCAGAAGUACCUGGACGACCUCAACGCCGAGUGCACCCAGAAGGCGGCGGACUUCGAGUCCCGCCAGCAGCUCCGGGCGGAGGAGCUCGUGGCGAUCGGGAAGGCCAUCGAGAUCAUCUCCAGCUCGUCCGUGAAGGGCCAUGCAGAGACGUACUUGCCGUCCAUGUUGCAGAAGGCGCGGGGGCACUCCUUCGCGGCUCUGCGGGCCGACGCCACCUCGCAGCAGCUGCAGGACAAGGUCGUGCACUACCUCCAGCGACAGGCCAGCCGUACGGGCAGCCGCGUGCUCUCGCUGCUGGCCGUGCGCGUGCGCGAGGACCCGUUCGGCAAGGUGAAGAAACUCAUCAAGGACCUCAUCGUGCGCCUGAUGGAGGAGGCCACGGCCGAGGCGGAGCACAAAGGCUGGUGCGAUACCGAGCUGGCCACCAACGAGCACACGCGCAAGGACCGCGGCGUGACGAUGCUGCACGCCGAGAUCGACGAGCUGUCGGCAUCCAUCGCCAAGGAGACGGAGGAGAUCGCCGAGCUCGUGGCGGCCAUCGCGGACCUCGACAAGGCCAUGGCGGAGGCCACCGAGCUCCGCAAGACGGAGAAGGAGAAGAACGAGGAGACCAUCGCCGACUCGCAGGA